Molecule: messenger RNA, 1833 nt
Organism: Phaeodactylum tricornutum CCAP 1055/1
Lineage: Eukaryota; Bacillariophyta; Bacillariophyceae; Surirellales; Neidiaceae
Exons: 1
Coding region: 166-1833 (555 amino acids)
Biological process (GO): transmembrane transport
Cellular component (GO): membrane
Molecular function (GO): transmembrane transporter activity
Source: RefSeq, a predicted model, not a curated record
UACGGGUCUACCCCCUUUCUCGACCACGACUGCAGAGAACACGGCAUGGCUACAGCAGCCCAACAUUUCUCCCUAAGUUUUUUUGGUAGAUUCUAUGUUCGUGCUUAGUGACUCUGUAUAAGAACGGUGUAAAGUUGUGUUCUCGCUUGACGACAACAAUCCGCGAUGAAGUCAUCCGUUAACCACAUGCGGAGAUUCACCCGCGGUGCGUAUCUGACGAAUCUUGCUGUGAUAGCCAGUCAAUUUCAUUUUCAGAGAGAAGCCGUCGCGGCUUUCGUUCCUUUUUCCACCUUGCCAAGGAGCAACCUUCAGUCGCCAAUGUCAACGUGCGGGUAUCGAUCACCCUCCAACCUAUGUCACUCGGACUUCGCUACACGUUGCAUCCGUGAGCCCACUUUGACUCCGUCUACUUUCAAAAAGCACCCCCUGAGAGCGAGAUCGGACAACGAAAGCGAUGAAAGUAAGGAUCAAAGCCUAUCUGCCGAAUCAGCGGGGUGGCUCGCUACGAUUGUAUUGCCUCUCUGGUUCGUGUACAUUACCAACCAAUGGAAUCGCUAUUCCAUUAAUUAUCUUGUCGAUUUCUCCAAUGACGCGAUUCCCUUUCAGGCGAUGAAUGUGGAUAUUGGCUUUGAUCAGGCCCAGUACGGUUUGCUGGCAUCUAUUGCCUUUACAGCACUCUAUGCAGUGGCAACCUUGGGAGCUGGUAUCGCGUCCGAUCGGUUCAAUCGCAGAACGCUCACGAUCGCUGCUGCUCUCGGUUGGUCCGCCGCAACAUUGGGUACAGCACUGGCCAACACGUAUACCGAAGUACUGCUGUGUCGCGUGGCCAUGGGUUUGGCCUGUGCGUUUUCGACGCCAACGGCCUAUACGCUAAUCAAAGAGCGCGUACCAGAAGAGCGGAUUGCGUUGGCGACGAGCGUGUACGGUACAGGAGUUGCUGUCGCUAGUGGGUUGGCUUCGUUGUCACUGAUUUUGGAUACUCAAGUGGGUUGGAGGAGCACAUUACUUGUCGUUUCGGCUAUUGGUUUUGCGUCGGCGGUCGCGACCGUCGCUUUGGUAGAGGACGACGAUCCCAAAAAACGCACAGGACAAGAAUUCGCGUCAGAUGGUACAAGUGUCGCGACCGAUGGCUCGGUACUCGCCGACGUCCAAGAAGCUGUCUCCACCAGUCGUGUCCAAUGGAUAUUUCUUGGUAGUUUCUUGCGCUUCUGUUCAGGUUUAUGCAUCGGUGUUUGGGGAGCGCCCUAUUUUCGUAUGGUGUUCAGCGACCAACAGUCUGAGUACGCCAUUGCUCAAGCCGGAAUUAGUGCAAUCGGGGCUAGUCUCAGUGGGCUAUUGGGUGGUGCAACGGCAGACUGGCUUUCGUCCAAUGCCGUCAAGGACCAAGCCGAUGAUCCCGUAGGUCGAAGACUGUGGGUGCCGGUUGUUGGAUCGAUUCUGGCAGCCCCAGCUUGGUACUACGCAGUGAAUUCGGAGCAGUCCUUUGAAACUGCAAUGGCCUUUUUGGCGGCCGAGUACUUUGUAGCGGAAUGCUGGUUCGGACCUACCAUUAGUACGCUACAGUCCACAGUGGGCCCCCGCAUUGGCGGAACGGCACAAGGUUUGUUUACUUUGACAGGUGCGUUUGCCAACUUGGCGCCCAGCUUACUGGGUUUUCUCUACGGAUCGAUGAGUGGGGGCGGUCAAUCCUCUCCCGAGCUGGCAAAUCUACUCGCCGCCGGGGUCUGCAUUGGCUACCUGUCCAGUGCCUUUUGCUUCGCCGUAGCGGCUAAGUCACCCCCUCCAGUCGCAGCCCUACCAGACAAAAUGGAAAACAAUGUGGGCAGCUCUUGA